This is a messenger RNA of Soboliphyme baturini, 390 nucleotides long. The record is from the annotation of a GenBank genome assembly. NCBI's taxonomy places the organism in Eukaryota, Metazoa, Nematoda, Enoplea, Dioctophymatida, Soboliphymatidae.
AUGCGAGUUGGUGUUCAUCAAGUUCGCGCUCAGGCUCGGUUCAAAGUAUCACGAAUCUAUGACAUGUGUUUGAUCAGCUCCGGGCUGCAGGUAGCAGCUAGACCGGUUCCGUUGCACGUCGCAAGGCACGACACAGACGACGACCGCUACAAUGACACCUUCUGCUACAGUUGUCAGUCGCUGUUUUUGUCUAAAUGCUUUCUGUGCCGAGGUCAACAUGUUACGUCAAAAUGUCCCGCAAAGUCAUGCCAGGUUAUGUGUUCGAAAGUGUCGCUUACAAUGGAGGCCGAGCGACUUGAAUUGCCUCCAGUGACCCGUUUCAAACGAGGUGAGGACUUUCACGACGACAAUGAUCACGUUCCCUUAGGCCGGUCCGUCGGUGGUGAAUGA